Rhopilema esculentum is the source of this 3661-nucleotide messenger RNA. Its product is annotated as protein mono-ADP-ribosyltransferase PARP12. Lineage: Eukaryota; Metazoa; Cnidaria; Scyphozoa; Rhizostomeae; Rhizostomatidae. Gene Ontology annotation, molecular function: metal ion binding; NAD+ poly-ADP-ribosyltransferase activity. Gene Ontology annotation, cellular component: nucleus. The record is from RefSeq and is a predicted model, not a curated record.
UUAAUAAUUUAUUAUAGUUGGAAUCCGUUUAAUUGAUGCUGAUAAUGGUCCAAACAAAAUUCACUUCGACAUCAUAAAACAUUGUUUGUGUGACGCCACGUGAGAAUUAAAUCACAACGAAAAUAGACUGACUUUUCUAAAUCAUGCCAGCAGAAAUUGCAGAUUCAACCCUUGGCAGGAAUCCAGACGGACCCUUCUUCAUCGUGAUUCAAAUUUUGGCCGACUGUUUCAAAUAAUUGUGGGGUUUAGAUACCCCUGCAUCCUUAGAUUUUGCGUCCCUGCAUGCGAAGUCACGUGUAGUUUGCUAAAGCCUCGUGUCGAAUUUCAGCAAUGUCUUCCAUGAAGGAAGCCAUUGUGUUUGAUUGACAGGCAGUUCCUUCUAUUUGGACUGAAUAAAUAGGCCGUUAUUUAUUGAACUGCUUCAGUUAUGCCAGAAAGAUAUCCAUUAUAGCGGUUAGGUAUGCUUUGUCUGCUAACAGGAAAGCGGAAAACUGAAUGGCUUUCAGAUCACUGAAUGGAGAAGGGAGUCACACUGGGUUUUCUGGAGGUUACAGCAAAAGACAUAUCAUCGAGGCGAAUGUUGUGAAACGUAUAUAUUCGUAUAUGGCAGCAAAUGAGGAUCAGGUGACCAUGAACGAAGCUUUAAAAUUGAUAUCUCUCAAAGAAAGAAGAGCAGUUAUAAAUGAAGAAAAUACUAAAGGGGUCAAAUCUCUCAUUAAUAAGCAUCAGGAUCUUUUUAUGAUUUCCAAGGAAUUACCUAACGGGCCAGAUGUCAUCAAACCAGUGGUUGACAUUGAGUUUUGUAAAGUCUUCGAUAGCAAGCAAGGAUGUAGUGAUAAAGACUGCGAGAAGCUACAUGUGUGUAGGCAUUUCGUUAAAGGGAAGUGCACGUUUGGUUCAAAGUGCAAAAAGCCGCACCAAUUCCACGAUCCACACACCCAGGAGAUUCUUCAAAAACACUGCCUAGAUGGGCUAACACACUUGCAGUUAAAGGAUUUUCUAUGCAGGAAUGUUCAGUUUGCUCUCGACGAUUCAGUGGACGAGUCCAGUCUACCAAAACAAAUGGAAAUUUGCAAGUACUACAAUGUAGCCAUUGGGUGCAGCAGGGAUGAGCAAUGCCCAUUUUUGCACAUCUGCAGGUUUUUUGCCGAAGAAGGCACCUGUAAGUUUGGGCCAAAAUGUAUACGAAAACACAAUUUUUGUAAUGAUCACUCACGUAAACUUCUAUCGCGAUACAACAUUGACGAAACCAACGCAUUGUCAUACUUACGAAAGAAGGUAGGCCAAAAUAAACAUAUCAUCGAUGAUGAAAUACUAUCAGACAAUCACCAAAAUAUGUCUUCUAAGAACUUAAACCCACGGGCUUUUCUUAACAUAACAAAUUUAAAACAAGAAUUUAGGAAACCUCGAGCACAUUCACUCGAUAUUAUGGAUGUUACAAGGACUUGUGCCAAAGAAAAGGAUGUUUAUAGGAAGAUGUCUGAGCCCGCUAAUGGAAUACAGUCAAGCGGCGAGUUAUUUAUAUGCGAAAAUGGCGUUCGUGGUAUUUGCCGUGUCAUCCACUGCCCCAAAGUGCAUCACAGAUCACCCUUUUGGUGGGAGUACUCAACUGAUGGGGUUAGUUGGAAAGAUGUCGGCGAAUGUGAAAACAUCAAAAUUGAGGCCAAGUAUGUUGAUGUCGGUGCAGACGAUGUUGUGGUGUUUCUGGAAAAUAAGCAUAAGUUUGUUUUCAAAUUCUCUCAGCAAGUCGGAAUUCAGCAAAAUGAGCUACCUUUUCCAGAAAAAGAGUCUGGUAAUGCACCACCAGUUGUUGUUCAGAUAAGAAGAUUAUCAACACCUUCGCUUCUAAGAAACAUUGACUGCAAAGAUAUCACCCAUACAAUAUGGAACUGGUAUUAUUUGGACGAAUGCAAUAAUUGGAGGUGUUACAAUGAAGAUUUCAUGUCAUUUUCAGCCAUAUCUACCCAUAAAGAUAAUAGCAUGGCUAUAGAGAUGGCAUUCUCAGAUCCUAGACGAAAGAGUUUUCAAUACCAACGUGGAGCGACCAAUUUUGUCAUCGAUUUUGAAAAGUUUACACAAGAAAAUAUAGAAACAAGAGAAAUUACCCGUGUUCGUAGGAGGCCACAGCCCUUUGGUUAUUCGUUUAAAAGGAUUGAAGAAGAGCCAUUUGCAGAAAAGUCGUUUUUUCCAAGUUACUGGAAAACAGCUUCGUUGCCAGGACUCCCAGUAAACCAAUGUGAACUGCUCGAGCUAAACCAAAAGACAAAAGAAUACAUGACAGUGUUUAUGGACUUCAAGGACAGUUUUGGAAAUGUUCACAUUUCUAACAUUAUGGCCGUCCAAAACACGCGUCUUUGGAUGACAUAUGCCAUGAAGAGAGACAACCUAGAAGAAAUGAACUCCGGUAAAGCCGAAGAGAAAUUGCUGUAUCGAGCUUCAACAUUCGAAAACGCCGAAAUAAUUUGUAAGUAUGGUUUUGAGGUUGGCGUGAGUCUCAGUCAGGAAUUCAGCAACAAGGAAUAUUUUGCGAGGGAUGCAAGGCUGGCGAAUCGCAAUAACAUUUCAAAUCAAGCUGGCCUAUUUGUUAUGUUUCUGUGCAAAGUGCUGACAAAUUCCUGCGUCACCGCGAGGCUUGAUGAACGCGAGGCUAUUCUUGAGCGUUAUCCGCCUUCCAGAGAUCUAUCGAUGUAUUACAUCUUUGACUCUGAUCAUAUCUAUCCAGAAUUCGUUAUUAUGUUCAAAGUCGGAGACUCGAUGUAGAAACUGAAGUUGACAAUAUUAUAUAAUAAUAAAACGAAAUCAUAAAACGCUGGUCGAUUUUAUGAAACAUUUUACACAAAUUUUAAAAGAUAUAUUUUCUAAAGAAGAUAUUCAGUUGCCAGAAACUCAGUUUUGAUAUAGGUAGCUUUUUAUGUCUUAUCUUCUGUUUUGUGUAAUUUUGAAAGACGGGCACUGUAUGUGCCCAUUCAUACAUCGUGAUUAUAAAGCAUCAACUCUCCCUUGUGGCAUAAUGGGCCAGUGAUGGCUCUUGUGAACUUGCUGUCCCAAAGCGGUUACUAAAAGUAUCGUUUUGUUUGUAUAGAAAACCAUUCAUGUUUUUAUUUAAACAUCAUCAAUAGCCUAUAAUAAUGAUUAAUGCAUUGUUAACUUUUUAAGCUACUCUACACAUAUUUCAACCCUAUACAUAGCACCAAAAGAAUGUAUCAUAGUUUUUAACGAGCCCAUGAAAUAUAUUCUCAGACUUAAGUCAACUGAAAUCCUUUAGGCUACAAUAUCCUUAGCUCGUAACUCUAAAAAAGUAUUUCUCGAAAUUCUCAUUGGGUAAAUAAUUCAUCGAGCUUGUAGACACGAAGAACGAACUCACCAAAAAUGAUAUUUUUAACACCUUGAUAUCUAAAGCACACGUAAAAACAAAAUAUUUUUGUUCUUUUCGUUCGUUAACUGUAUAUAACCUAUGUAUGGUAUUUGUAAAUAGUUAAUUUUCACAAAUAAAUUUUAGAAUAUAUUGCUAAAUAAUUAGUUAAAAUUUAAUCAGGUGAAGGCUAAAUACGUUCAUAAGAUCAGCUUUUGUUCUCUAUAUUAUCCCUCAAAUGGAAAAACAAAAGCUCCCAUUUCAACUCAGACCUCAUUCCAAGAAAAACACAAUAAGUUGGAUUGGCAU